CAAAAUUUAUUGCUUAUAGUCCAGGCCAGCGUCCUUCUGUCGUCAAAUUUUUACAUUUAUCAAGCCAACCAUCGCCACAUUACCAAUAUACAAAGAACAUUGGCAUUCUAUUCUGUUUUCUUUCUUCAUUUUUUUGUAGCACACAUCAUUUACGGACAAAAUAACAACACAAUACAAAACUUUGCAUUUUGUUACUUUGCCAUAUAUAUAUACAUACAUAUAUUGCACGCGAACCUAACACUAAUCAAUUAGUAUUCAUUCACUUGACACAUCCAUUUGCCAUGUUGUUCUUUAGCAAAUUGAAUCCCGCCGGCUACGUCAUAGUGGCAGCUCUCGCAAGCCAUGCCGCCGGUUCCAAGUGGUCACUUACACAAAUGACCGCUGAAGAACGUGGGCGCACCUGCCACGAACAAGUCAGCUUCUGUUACAACUCUUGCGGGUCGGUCGCCAACACAUCAGUAAACUUUUGCAAUAUGCGGACCAUGGGCUGGAACUGCGCUUGCGUUGACGGAUCGGGAGAAAAGAGGGUGCCGCACUUUGAGUGGCCCAUUGAGGUCGCUGAAUGCGGCGCUGCACUGAAAGUCUGCAAUAAGGGCUGCAUCGAACGACCAAAUGAUAAUAAUAGAGGCGCGUGCUUUACCACAUGCGCAACAGAUUAUCCCUGCAACACAAUCGAGGCCCCGUUCAGCAGCCUACGCGUCCAGAAUAUCAAUGACAAGCCCGCUGGAUACAUGCCGCCAACCGAUGACAAGGACAUUGAGCUGACUAUUGGCAUGAAGUUUGGCGCCAACACGCCCGGGAUGGACGAGGCCGACAAGCGCCUGCAGAAAGCCACAGACCCAGGAACCCUGCCCAAGAUUGCUCCUAGAGUUGACGACAACGCAGGCGCUGCUAAGGGCGGCAAGGGCAACAAGGAUAAUAGCCACGUCAAGGGAGCAGGUGCCAACGGUAGCGGCAAAGACGGCGACUACAAGAAGGGAGCUCAUCCCGAAAGCGGCAACGACGGAGUGUUGGUUUCCGCCGGGGCAGUCAAUGGGCUGCCAUUUGCCCACACGCUUGCUGUCGCUGCAGCUCUGGUCCUGAUGCAAGUGACAAUAUAGUUACAUAUACACAUACAACGCGUCACGCGAUGCGGUUUC
Molecule: messenger RNA, 1139 nt
Organism: Kickxella alabastrina
Lineage: Eukaryota; Fungi; Kickxellomycota; Kickxellomycetes; Kickxellales; Kickxellaceae
Exons: 1
Coding region: 282-1100 (272 amino acids)
Source: RefSeq, a predicted model, not a curated record